AUGGCUAUCAAGCUAGACAUGACUAAAGCUUACGACAGAGUGGAAUGGCACUUUCUGAAGGCAAUGAUGCGGAAGAUGGGUUUUUGUGAACAAUGGAUACACUGGAUAGCAAGAUGUAUGGAGACUGUAUCGUAUUCCUUUAACUGCAAUGGGGAAGUGAAAGGUUUUGUAAAGCCUAGCAGGGGGAUAAGACAAGGUGACCCUUUGUCACCUUACUUGUUCCUGAUAUGCUCUGAAGGCUUUUCUAACUUACUUCAAAAAGCUGCUGAAAACAAGAGACUAAAAGGAGUGAAAAUCAGUAGGAGAGGCCCAAGCAUCACUCAUCUUUUCUUUGCGGAUGAUUCACUCAUUUUCUGUGGAGCGGAUAAACAGCAAGCUGAGGAGCUUAUGAAUAUCUUACAGGCUUAUGAACAAGCUUCUGGUCAGUUGAUUAACUUAGAGAAAUCAUCUGUGAUCUUCAGUAAGAAUGUGUCUAUUACGCAGAAACAGGAGGAAAACAUUAACAGGCGUCUAGAGAGCUGGAAGAAUAGAUUCUUAAGCCAAGCAGGAAAGGAAGUCAUGCUCAAAUCUGUUACUAUGGCUAUGCCAAUUUACGCAAUGUCUUGCUUCAAAUUGCCAAGGAAGUUAUGUAAGGAUCUCAGCUCAGCUAUGGCAAACUAUUGGUGGGGAGAAGCCAAUGGGAAAAACAAAAUGCAUUGGAUUUCUUGGAAGAAAAUGGCUCAGGAGAGGAAGGAAGGAGGACUGAAUUUCAAAGAUCUGGAAGCUUUUAACAAGGCUUUGCUUGGAAAGCAGAUUUGGAGUACAAGGCACUGCAUCGUGGUUCUGGAAGGGAUUGAUGAGUGUGAGAAUGUGUUGGAAGAAGGGGUACUGAGGAGAAUAGGGAAUGGGGUUAGCACAAAGAUAUGGGAACAUAAGUGGAUUCCACAGGCCCCAAAUGGCAAGCCAUCAACAACUAAGCCACAAAAUUGUAAGUUUGAAACAGUUCAGCAGCUCAUCACUAACAAAAGAUGGAACUCCAACCUGGUUUUCAGACUUUUCAAUAAGUCGGAUGCUAUGAGGAUUCUUAGUAUCCCAGUCAGCCUAGGGGGGAGAGAAGACUCACAUUAUUGGGGAUACAAUGAAGGAGGAGAAUACACGGUGAGGUCUGGCUAUAAGAGGUUUAUGAAAGAGAGCUUAGGCAGUAGCAAUUCUAAGGAAAUGGCUGGUACGAGCAUGGAGGGGUGCUAUCCAGUCAGAGAGGCAAUUUUCAAGCGAACUGGAGAAGGUGAUCCAGUUUGUAAAGGCUGCGGAGAAGAACCGGAAACAAUUGAACAUACUCUUCUGCAAUGUCCCAUAGCAAAAGCCAUCUGGAAAAUAGCUCCAAUAACUUGGGAGGGGGCUGAUGAUCAGAAAGGAAACUUCCACAAAUGGUGGAGUAGGAUCACAGAGGCGAAGAAUAGACAAGAUGGAAGAAACCAUAUGGGGCUUACAGCUAAUAUACUUUGGCAAAUUUGGAAGGAUAGUAACAAAAGGGAGUUCGAGAACCAGGCAGGCUAUAAUCCGUGCAGUGUUAUUCAAAAAGCACACAUGGAAUGGCUGGAGAUUGUGGAGUUAGAUUCGAAGAAGGAGCCUCAGAGCACAACAGAAACAGUGGUACCGGUGGAUGUGGACAGUGUUGCACCAGAUAGCCACGAAGGGGUAAAUCUGAGAGUGGCAAUCAAAACCUCUAAGAGAAAUGCAGUACUGGGUAUUGGAGUUUCUGUGCGUAGAGUACCAAAUGAGGCACAGGAAAUAUGGGCCUUAAAAGACAGAAGCUCGGGUGACCACAUCAUUGAUGAGGCUACAGCAAUCAAGCUAACUUUAUGCAAAACUUUGGACAGACAAUGGAGUACCAUCUCAGUACAAAUUCGUAACAAAGGACUGCUGAAGCUACUCAAGCUAGGUAAAGCUUCGGACUGCAGAAUGACAACACUGAUUGAGGAUAUCCUUAGCUUAAAAUCACUGUUUCGAAUGUGCUCAUUUUGUUUAGACAAUGAUGAUGAUAACAUAGAUUGUAACAGUGUUAGUUCUUAUGCCCAAGGCAUUUUGUUGGAUGAGGAAUUCCUUGUUCCUUCGUGUCCUUGA
Coffea eugenioides is the source of this 2103-nucleotide messenger RNA. RefSeq lists its product as uncharacterized. Gene Ontology annotation, molecular function: sequence-specific DNA binding. Gene Ontology annotation, biological process: regulation of DNA-templated transcription. NCBI's taxonomy places the organism in Eukaryota, Viridiplantae, Streptophyta, Magnoliopsida, Gentianales, Rubiaceae. Bases 1 to 2103 code for a protein of 700 amino acids. The record is from RefSeq and is a predicted model, not a curated record. The transcript has 4 exons.